UUUAACCCCUCGGACCUCACAGUGUGCGCGAAGAAGAAGACCUCGAACAAGAUGGCGGAACGCGGCUACAGUUUCUCGCUUACCACAUUUAGUCCCUCUGGUAAACUGGUCCAGAUUGAAUAUGCACUGGCUGCAGUAGCGGCAGGAGCCCCGUCAGUGGGCAUCAAAGCUUCCAAUGGAGUUGUCUUGGCAACAGAGAAGAAACAGAAGUCUAUUCUGUAUGAUGAGCAGAGUGUUCAUAAAGUGGAACCCAUCACAAAACACAUCGGCAUGGUGUACAGUGGCAUGGGCCCUGAUUACAGGGUCUUAGUCCGACGAGCAAGGAAGCUGGCACAACAGUACUUCCUGGUGUAUCAAGAACCUAUCCCUACAGGCCAGCUUGUCCAGAGAGUGGCCUCGGUCAUGCAGGAGUACACACAGUCUGGGGGUGUGCGUCCUUUUGGGGUGUCAUUGCUGAUAGCUGGAUGGGAUGAAGACCAGCCCUACUUGUUCCAAUCUGAUCCUUCUGGUGCAUAUUUUGCAUGGAAAGCCACUGCCAUGGGAAAGAACUAUGUCAAUGGAAAGACAUUCCUCGAGAAAAGGUAUAACAAUGAUCUCGAAUUGGAAGAUGCCAUUCACACAGCCAUCCUGACAUUGAAGGAGAGCUUUGAAGGUCAGAUGACGGAAGAAAACAUCGAGGUGGGAAUCUGCAAUGAGGCCGGCUUUAAAAGACUGACCCCUGCAGAGGUGAAAGACUACCUGGCUGCCAUUGCAUGAUGGGACUCACCAUGUGAUUUCACUCAGGCCACAGUAAACUUUAUAAAUUACAGCUCAUUAGUCAACUUAAUUCACAUUUUUGUAUUCAUAAAGUUCUAAACUGGUGUGGUUGUUCAUCACCUGCAACUGCAUUAUUCCAACGUGUGGUGUCCUUGUUCAUGAGGUGACAGCUUGUCACAGCAUAUUUGGUAUAGCAAAUGAUCAUAUAACUAAUUGGAUUUGUGCAUAUGGAUUCGCUCUGUGUAUUGUUUGCCUUUUCUAUCCCAAGGGUUGGCUACUGUGCUGACAAUAAAUUGCUCUGGUUAAAAACUCCAUGGUUCAGUCCCAUUUUCCUGCUCUAAUGCUAGUUGUUAAGUACGCAAGAGUCAGGCCUCUUCAACAACACUGGUGCCUGGUUGAGAUCUUGCUGAUAUCACUAUGGAAUAGCUUUGCAAUAUAUAUAUUUUUCAGAUUGGAAGCAAUUUUAGAGUUUGUAUUUUCACCUCCUGCAUCUUAUCCAAAAUAAAUGAUUAUGAGAUCA
Synchiropus splendidus (mandarinfish) is the source of this 1276-nucleotide messenger RNA. Its product is annotated as proteasome subunit alpha type-2. Gene Ontology annotation, biological process: ubiquitin-dependent protein catabolic process. The transcript is spliced from 8 exons. The coding region runs from base 52 to 756 and encodes 234 amino acids. Lineage: Eukaryota; Metazoa; Chordata; Actinopteri; Syngnathiformes; Callionymidae. The record is from RefSeq and is a predicted model, not a curated record. Gene Ontology annotation, cellular component: proteasome core complex; proteasome core complex, alpha-subunit complex.